UGCAGCUUGUAGCUCUUGCCCAGCGUUUCUUGGGAGGGGAACGUUGGGGAGGCUGUAGCUGCUGGGGAAAAUUACUUUUAAAUAUCACGGCUGUAAAUUUAAGAGUGCAGAAACUGAAGGGAGUACAUUCCUAUGGUAAUUGGACAGUGUCAAGUCUCAUUUCUAUGAGGUCGUUAGUUAUACUUUUUUGCUGACGCCCAGCAAGUAUUUUUGUACGGACGCUCAACCAGUGAUAAACAGUAAAAAUGGAAGACGAUGAGGGAGAAUAUGAGGAAUAUGAAGAGUAUGAGGAGUAUGAAGUGGAGGAGUAUAUUACGUACCAUACAUAUGAAGGUGAAAAAGUGUUAAAGGGAAAAGAGAUUACAAAGGUUACAGAGGUAACAAAGGGAUCAGAGCCACAAACAAUCAUUCGAGAAGUGAGAACAGUUUCUGAACCACAAACAUUUAUUCGAGAGGUCACACAACCAUACACGGUGGUUGAAGAGAUUACACAACCAUACACGGUUGUUCAAGAGGUGGUUCAUAAGUCUGGCUCAGGUCUACCUGUCAGAGAAGUAAGAAGGAGGAAGAAGGUGGACAAGUCAAAGUUUACGACUCCUUACCUUGAACACAGCCAUAAGAUGAAGGACCUGUUCAGUUCGAACAAGUAUAAGGAAGAAUUUGAGAAGGAGAAAGGAAAGCCGUAUGCUGUUAUCUCAGACACUCCGGAGCUGAAGAGAAUUCGGAAGGCUCAGGAACAGCUGAGUGAGGUCAAGUAUCGUUCAGAUGGUGACAAGGCAAAGACAAUGUGCCACGUUGAUGGGACGGCCCGGGAUAUUGAACAUGCCAAAAAUGUUUCACAGUUGGUUAGCAAGGUGCUGUACAAACAGAAAUGGGAAGAUACCAAGGAUGUUUAUCAACUGCCACCAGAUGCUCCAGAGCUUGUCCGAGCUGUGAAAUUUGCCGAAAACUUCAGUCCGAAAUUAUAUAAAGAGGCCUGGGAAGAAGAAAAGCCUUUCUAUUACCCUUACACUGACAGUCCAGAGCUGAGACGAGUUGCCAAUGCUCAGAAAGCUUUGAGUGAUAUUGAGUACAAGAAAAACCACAAUGAACAUCUAUCAAAAUACACCUCAUUGCCCGAUCCACCAGAUGUCGAGAUGGCAAAAAAAGUUGUCAAUCAGCUCAGUGAUAUUAAGUACCACAAAGACUACAACAAAAAUAAGGGCAAGUGGAGCCAGACACCUUGUUAUGAUGUCGCAGUUGCCCGAAUGAAUGCUGACAAUUUGAGCACUAAAAAAUACAAUGAGGGCUAUGAGGAAAUGAAAGACCAAAUUUACUUCAUGCAAAAUGAAACUCCCGAAUAUGUAGCCAACAAGCGUACUCAGGAAGCUACUAGUCCGAUAAAAUACAGACAAGAUUAUGAGAAGACCAAAGAUAAAACUGAUUACAACACCCUACCAGCUACAGAAAAUCCUCUGCUUCAGCAGUUGAAGAAAGCCGGUGAUAUAGCAAGUGACAAGAAGUACAAGGAUGAUUACAAAAAGGCUCGCAAAAGUAGCAUGAACUACUGUGAAACGCCAAAAUUCAAAACUGACCAAACGCUGGCAAAUCUCAGUGAUGUCAAGUAUAAACAGAUUUAUGAAGAUAAUAUCAAGGGCCAUUAUGUUGGCAGUCAUGAGGAUCCAUACAUGAUUCACUGUUUGAAAGUUGGAGCAAUGAAGAGUGAUAAAAAUUAUAAGGCCGACUAUGAGAUGGAUAAAGGAAGCUGUUAUUUCCCUCAAACUGUUACCCCAGAGUAUGAAGCUAUGAAGAAUUCUUACCAGUGUAAAGAUCAAGUCUAUAAGAUGCAUCCUGAUAAAAUCAAGUUUACUCAAGUGGCUGAUUCUCCAGUGAUGUUGCAAGCACAGCUCAAUGCUAAACAACUGAGUGACCUAAAUUACAAAGCAGACUAUGAGAAGAAGAAGUUCAAAUGCACUAUGCCUCCUGAUAACCCCUUUUUCAUCCAGUCAAGGGUGAAUGCAUACAACCUGAGUGAUAAUUGUUACAACUAUGACUGGAACAGAGAAAAAGCCAAACAUUGCAACAUCAGAGAGGAUUCAAUCCCUGUUGUUGCAGCAAAGGCACAUGCAGAGAUUGCAAGUGAUGUCAAAUAUAAAAAAAACUAUGAAAAGGCUCGUGGGAAGCAUAUCGGAGCUCGCUCAAUAGAGGAUGAUCCUAAGAUCUUACACUCUGUGCAUGUGGCAAAGAUGCAGAGUGAGCGUGCUUAUAAAAAGGACUAUGAAGACACAAAGACUAAGUAUCAUUCUCCACUUGAUAUGAUCAAUGUCUCCCAGGCCAAAAAGGCUCAGGAAAUUGCCAGCAACUCAUUCUAUAAGCAACCAAUAAGUCAUUAUUGUAUGCCUCCUGACAGUUUGCCUCUGAAUUUGGCUAAGAAAUCCUACAGUUUGCAGAGCGAUAACGAGUAUAAAGCUGAUUAUAAUAACUGGCAAAAAGGCAUCGGUUGGGUUCCUUUUGGCUCCUUGGAUGUUGAAAAGGCUAAGAGAGCUAUGGAUAUCCUCAAUGAGAGAAAGUACCGCCAGCCACCAGACACCAUUAAAUUCACUUCAAUAGAAGAUGCCCCAGAAACAGUCUUGGCAAAGGCUAACCAAGCACAGAGGAGUGAUAUAAACUACAAAGCCAAAGGAGAGAAGAUCAUUCACAAGUACACUUAUCCACCCGAUGUGCCAGAGUUUAUUCAGGCUAAAGUCAAUGCUAUUAAUGCCAGUGAUAAUUGCUACAAAGAAGCAUGGAAAAAGGAUUUAUCAAAGGGCUGUAGCAUUACUUUUGACGCUAUUCCAAUUAUUGCUGCUAAAUCUGCUCGGCAUAAUGCUAGUGAUGUAAAAUACAAAAAAGCUUAUGAGCAAGAGAAGGGAAAACAUUUUGGCUUCCAGAGCCUCCAAGAUGAUCCAAAGCUGGUCCAUUCCAUGCAUGUAGCCAAGCUUCAGUCUGACCGUGAAUACAAAAAAGACUAUGAGAAAAGCAAGACCAAAUACCACACACCAUUGGACAUGGUCAACAUUACCACUGCCAAAAAGUCCCAGGAAGUAGCCAGCAACAGUAACUACAAGCAACCGAUCCAUCACUAUACCUAUCUGCCAGAUGCCAUGAGCUUGAAACUGUCAAAGGACAUGAUGAAUUUACAGAGUGAUAACCUGUACAAAUCUGAUUACAAUAACUGGUUUAGAGGCAUUGGCUGGAGUCCACUUGGCUCGAUAGAUGUGGAGAAAGUGAAGAAAGCUGGACAAGUACUCAAUGAGCAUAAUUACAGACAGCACCCAGGUAAACUCAAGUUUACCAGUGUGCCUGACUCCGUUGAAAUGGUGCUGGCGAAAACCAAUGCACGACAGCUUAAUGAUAAACUGUACAGAUCUGGUGGAGAGAAGAUCAAGCACAAGUAUACUUUGCCAUCAGAUGUUCCACAGUUCGUUCAAGCUCAAUGGAAUGCUUUCAACCUCAGUGAUAAUUGCUACAAAGAGAAAUGGAAGAAGUCACUAGCUAAAGGAUAUCAUCUUGAGCCUGACGCAAUCCCUAUUGUUGCAGCCAAAUCAUCAAGACGUAUUGCUAGUGAUUACAAAUAUAAAGAGGCCUAUGAGAAGGAAAAGGGCAAACACAUUGGUUUUCGCAGUCUGCGAGAUGACCCUAAGCUGGUCCAUUCCAUGCAUAUAGCCAAGCUCCAGUCUGACCGUGAAUAUAAGAAAGAUUAUGAGAAAAGCAAGACCAAAUACCACACACCGCUAGACAUGGUCAACAUUACCACUGCCAAAAAGUCCCAGGAAGUAGCCAGCAACAGUAACUACAAGCAGCCGAUCCAUCACUAUACCUAUAUGCCAGAUGCCAUGAGCUUGGAACUGUCGAAGAACAUGAUGAACAUACAGAGCGAUAAUCUGUAUAAGCAAGACUACAAUUCCUGGCAAAAGGGAAUAGGGUGGAUCCCGAUUGGUUCGCUUGAUGUGGAGAAGGCCAAGAAAGCAGGAGAGGUCUUGAAUGAACAAAAAUACCGUCAGCAUCCAGACACGCUGAAAUUUACCAGUGUCCCUGACUCCGUCAAUAUGGUUCUUGCCACAAGUAACACAAAACAGCUGAAUGAAUUUAACUAUAGAAAGUCUGGCGAAGAUGUAAAGCACAAGUAUACUCUUGACAUUCAAUAUCCACCAUUCGUACAAGCUAAAGUCAACGCUCAUAACUUAAGUGAACAACGCUAUAAGCAAGCCUGGCUGAAGACAAUAGCUCAAGGUCAUGAUAUCCGGGAAGAUGCCAUUCCAAUUGUUGCAGCCAAAGCUUCAAGAAACAUUGCAAGUGAUUAUCGAUAUAAAGCAGCCUACGAGAAGCAAAAAGGUAAACAUGUUGGCUUCCGCAGCCUCCAAGAUGACCCUAAGCUGGUCCAUUCCAUGCACAUCGCCAAGAUUCAGUCUGAACGUGAAUACAAGAAAGACUACGAGAAGAGCAAAACCAAAUAUCACACCCCACCUGAUAUGCUCAAUAUUACCUCUGCCAAGAAAUCCCAGGAAGUGGCCAGCAACAGCAACUACAGGAAUUUAAUCCACAACUACACCUAUUUGCCAGACGCCAUGAGCGUGGCACUGUCCAGGAACAUGAUGGACAUUCAGAGUGAUAAUAAUUACAAAUUGGAUUAUAAUACCUGGUUUAAAGGUCUUGGCUGGGUUCCUAUUGGCUCCUUGGAUGUAGAGAAGGCAAAGAAAGCAACAGACAUAGCAAGUGAGAGGAAAUACCGCCAACAUCCAGAAAACUUUGCAUUCACAAGCAUCCCUGAUUCUCUUGAAAUGGUUUUGGCCAAGACUAAUGCACAGAUAAUGAACAAGAAAUUAUACACUCAAGCUUGGGAUGAAGAUAAGAACAAAGUCCAUGUUAUGCCUGAUACACCAGAAAUUGUGUUAUCCAAAGUCAAUCAAAUGAAUAUGAGUGAGAAAUUAUACAGAUCUGGCUGGGAAAAUGCAAAGAAGAAAGGCUAUAACCUGAUGCCUGAUGCCAUUUCAAUAAAAGCAGCGAAGGCCAAUAGGGAUAUAGCCAGUGAUUAUAAAUACAAGCUUGCCUACGAAAAGGCAAAGGGAAAACACAUUGGUUUCCGUAGCCUGCAGGAUGACCCCAAGCUUGUCCACUUCAUGAAUGUUGCCAAACUUCAAUCGGAUCGUGAGUACAAAAAAGAUUAUCAGAAGUCUAAGACAAAGUACAAUACACCGAUGGACAUGGUCAGUAUUACAGCUGCUAAACAGUCUCAGGAAGUAGCCAGCAACAUCAACUACAAGCGCCUCAUCCAUCGCUAUAUAAUUCCUCCUGAUGCAAUGAACUUGGAACUGGCCAGGAACAUGAUGAACAUACAGAGUGAUCUUCUCUAUAAGUCAGAGUACACUGGCUUUUUGAGAGGUAUGGGCUGGAUGUCCAUUGGCUCACUGGAGGAUGAAAAGAACAAGCGAGCUUCAAAUAUCCUGUGUGAGAAAAGAUAUCGUCAACACCCAGAGACUUUAAAAUACACCAUUGAUAUGGAAUCCAUGCCGAUGGAGUUGGCAAAGGUCAAUGCCAAAAUCAUGAAUAGGCAUUUGUACAAGGAAGCCUGGGAAAAAGACAAGACACAAGUCCAUGUGAUGCCAGACACACCAGAAAUUGCUCUAGCUAAAGUAAACCAGUAUAACAUCAGUGAGAAAAUGUACAGGCAGAGCAUGGAAGAGGAUAAGAAGAAGGGACAUGAUCUCCGAGCUGAUGCCAUUCCGAUCAAAGCUGCCAAAGCCUCAACUAAUAUUGCUAGUGAUUAUAAAUAUAAACAAGCUUACGAGAAAGAUAGAGGGAGGCAGAUUGGUUUCCAGAAUUUGCAGGAUGACCCUAAGCUGGUCCAUUCCAUGCGUGUAGCCAAGCUGCAGUCUGAACGUGAAUAUAAGAAGGAUUAUGAAAAGACCAAGACCAAGUACCACAUGCCAUUGGAUAUGCUCAGUCUUAUGACUGCUAAGAAGUCCCAGGAGGUAGCCACUAAUGUGAACUAUAAGCAAGAAUUCCGCAAUUUCACAUAUCUACCUGAUGCCAUGAACUUGGAACUUUCCAGAAAGAUGAUGAACAUACAGAGUGAUAACAAUUAUAAAGCCGACCUUCAGUGGCUGAGGGGGAUUGGUUGGAGUCCGAUUGGGUCAUUAGACGUUGAGAAGGCUAAGAAAGCAACAGAGAUUGCGAGUGAGAAGAAGUACCGCCAGCAUCCAGAGGCCUUCCACUUCACAAGCCCGCCAGACUCUAUUGAGAUGGUCUUGGCUAAGACUAACACACAAACAAUGAAAAAGAAUCUGUAUACAGACGCCUGGGAGAAAGACAAAACUAAGGUCCACGUGACACUGGAUCAUCCAGAUAUCUUACAAGCUAAGGCCAAUGCUCAUAUGUUCAGUAAUAACAUAUAUAAAUUGGGCUGGGAACAAUCCAAGAAGAAAGGUUAUGACCUCAGACCUGAUGCUAUAUCAAUAAAGGCUGCAAAGGCAUCUACAAAUAUUGCAAGUGAUUACAAAUACAAAACAGCCUAUCGCCAGCAGCUUGGCCACCACAUUGGAUGCCGUAACAUUCAAGAUGACCCCAAGAUGGUUUGGUCCAUGCACGUGGCCAAAAUCCAGAGCGACCGGGAAUACAAGAAGAACUUUGAGAAGACGAAGACCAAGUUCAACAUGCCAGUCGACAUGCUGGACAUCCUGUUGGCCAAGAAAUGUCAGACUCUGGUCAGUGACAUUGAUUACAGACGGUACCUGCACCAAUGGACCUGUCUGCCAGACCAGACUGAUGUGAUCCAGGCAAAGAAGGCCUAUGAUCUGCAAAGUGAUAAUCUAUACAAAGCAGACCUUGGGUGGCUAAAAGGUAUCGGAUGGUCUCCUCUGGAAUCACUAGAAGUGGGAAAAGUCAAAAGAGCUGGAGAGAUCCUGAGUGAGACCAAAUACCGCCAGCAUCCUUCCAAGUUGAAAUUCAACAGUUUAUCUGACUCCAUGGACAUGACCCUGGCAAAGAAUAAUGCACAUAUAAUGAACAAGCGACUUUACACAGAAGCCUGGGAGAAGGACAAGGUGAAGAUUCAUGUCAUGCCUGACACUCCUGAGAUUGAACAGGCCAAAACAAACACACUGAACUUUAGUAAUAAACUGUACAGACUCGCUAUGGAGGAGGAUAAGAAGAAGGGCUAUGAUUUGCGCCCUGAUGCCAUUUCCAUCAAAGCAGCAAAAGCAUCCCGCGAUAUCGCCAGUGAUUACAAAUACAAAACAGCCUAUCGCAAGCAGCUUGGCCACCAUAUUGGAUGCCGUAACAUUCAAGAUGAUCCCAAGAUGGUUUGGUCCAUGCACGUGGCCAAGAUCCAGAGCGACCGGGAAUACAAGAAGGACUUUGAAAAAACAAAGACCAAGUUCAACAUGCCAGUUGACAUGCUGGACAUCCUGUUGGCCAAGAAGUGCCAGACUCUGGUCAGCGACAUUGAUUACAGACGGUACCUGCACCAAUGGACCUGUCUGCCAGACCAGACUGAUGUGAUCCAGGCAAAGAAAGCCUAUGAUUUGCAGAGUGAUAAUCUAUACAAAGCAGACCUUGGGUGGCUAAAGGGUAUCGGAUGGUCUCCUCUGGAAUCACUAGACGUGGCCAAAGUCAAAAGAGCUGGAGAGAUUCUGAGUGAGACCAAUUACCGCCAGCAUCCUUCCAAGUUGAAAUUCAGCAGUUUGUCUGACUCCAUGGACAUGACCCUGGCAAAGAAUAAUGCGCGUAUAAUGAACAAGCGUGCGUACCUUGAAGCCUGGGAAGCAGACAAGACUAAAAUUCAUGUCAUGCCAGAUACACCAGAAAUAAUAUUAGCAAAACAGAAUCAGAUCACCUGCAGUGAUAAACUGUACAGACUCGGUAUGGAGGAGUCAAAGAAGAAAGGUCAUAACUUGAAUGCUGACGCCAUUCCAAUUAAGGCAGCGAAAGCAUCCCGAGAUAUUGCGAGUGAUUACAAGUAUAAAACAGCCUACCGCAAGCAGCUUGGCCACCAUGUUGGAUGCCGUAACAUUCAAGAUGACCCUAAGAUGGUUUGGUCCAUGCAUGUGGCUAAGAUUCAGAGUGAUCGGGAAUACAAGAAGAACUUUGAGAAGACAAAGACCAAGUUCAACAUGCCAGUCGACAUGCUGGACAUCUUGUUGGCCAAGAAAUGCCAAACUCUGGUCAGCGACAUUGACUACAGACGGUAUCUGCACGAGUGGACCUGUCUGCCAGACCAGAAUGACGUGAUCCAUGCCAAGAAGGCUUAUGACCUGCAAAGUGAUCUCCAAUACAAGGCUGAUCUUCAGUGGCUAAAAGGCAUUGGUUGGAUCCCAACUGGAUCUCUGGACGUUGAAAAGGCUAAAAAAGCCAGCGAAAUUCUUAGUGAGAGAAAUUACCGUCAGCCCCCAAGCACUUUCAAGUUCAGCAGUUUGCUCGAUUCCAUGGCUUUAGUCCUGGCAAAGCAUAAUUCAAAAACUCUUAACCAGCGUUUGUACACUGAAGCAUGGGAAAAGGAUAAGCUGCAAAUCCAUAUUAUGCCAGAUACACCAGAGAUAUUGCUGGCAAGUCAGAACAAGAUAAAUUAUAGCGAUAAACAAUAUCGACUUGCACUGGAAGAAUCAAAGAAAAAAGGAUAUGAUCUACGCCCUGAUGCCAUUUCUAUUAAGGCAGCCAAGGCUUCAAGAGACAUUGCCAGUGAUUACAAAUAUAAAACAGCCUAUCGCCAGCAGCUUGGCCAUCAUGUUGGAUGCCGUAACAUUCAAGAUGACCCCAAGAUGGUUUGGUCCAUGCACGUGGCCAAGAUUCAGAGCGACCGGGAAUACAAAAAGGACUUUGAGAAAACAAAGACCAAAUUCAACAUGCCAGUCGACAUGCUGGACAUCCUGUUGGCCAAGAAGUGCCAGACUCUGGUCAGCGACAUUGACUACAGACAUUACCUACAUGAAUGGACCUGUCUGCCAGACCAGAACGAUGUGAUCCAGGCAAAGAAGGCAUAUGAUUUGCAGAGUGAUAAUUUGUACAAAGCAGAUCUUGAUUGGCUAAAGGGUAUCGGAUGGUCUCCUCUGGAAUCACUAGAUGUGGCUAAAGUCAAAAGAGCUGGAGAGAUUCUGAGUGAGACCAAUUACCGCCAGCACCCUUCCAAGUUGAAGUUCAGCAGUUUGUCUGACUCCAUGGACAUGACCCUGGCAAAGAAUAAUGCACAGAUUAUGAAUAAGCGUGCGUACAUCGAAGCCUGGGAAGCAGACAAGACUAAAAUUCAUGUCAUGCCAGAUACACCAGAGAUAACAUUAGCGAGAGAGAACCAGAUCAUCUGCAGUGAUAAACUGUACAGACUCGCUAUGGAGGAGGAUAAGAAGAAGGGCUAUGAUUUGCGCCCUGAUGCCAUUUCAAUCAAAGCAGCAAAAGCAUCCCGCGAUAUCGCUAGUGAUUAUAAAUACAAAACGGCCUAUCGCCAGCAACUUGGCCACCACGUUGGCUGCCGUAACAUUCAAGAUGACCCCAAGAUGGUUUGGUCCAUGCAUGUGGCCAAGAUUCAGAGUGACCGGGAAUACAAGAAGGACUUUGAGAAAACAAAGACCAAUUUCAACAUGCCAGUCGACAUGCUGGACAUCCUGUUGGCCAAGAAAUGCCAGACUCUGGUCAGUGACAUUGACUACAGACAUUACCUGCACCAGUGGACCUGUCUGCCAGACCAGAACGAUGUGAUCCAGGCAAGGAAGGCCUACGAUUUACAGAGUGAUAAUUUGUAUAAAGCAGACCUUGGGUGGCUAAAGGGUAUCGGAUGGUCUCCUCUGGAAUCACUAGACGUGGCUAAAGUCAAAAGAGCUGGAGAGAUUCUGAGUGAGAACAAUUACCGCCAGCAUCCUUCCAAGUUGAAGUUCAGCAGUUUGUCUGACUCCAUGGACAUGACCCUGGCAAAGAAUAAUGCACAGAUUAUGAAUAAGCGUGCGUACAUCGAAGCCUGGGAAGCAGACAAGACUAAAAUUCAUGUCAUGCCAGAUACACCAGAGAUAACAUUAGCGAGAGAGAACCAGAUCAUCUGCAGUGAUAAACUGUACAGACUUGCUAUGGAGGAGGAUAAGAAGAAGGGCUAUGAUUUGCGCCCUGAUGCCAUUUCCAUCAAAGCAGCAAAAGCAUCCCGCGAUAUCGCUAGUGAUUACAAAUAUAAAACAGCCUAUCGCCAGCAGCUUGGCCACCAUGUUGGAUGCCGUGACAUUCAUGAUGAUCCCAAGAUGGUUUGGUCCAUGCAUGUGGCCAAAAUCCAGAGUGACCUGGAAUACAAGAAGGACUUUGAGAAGACAAAGACUAAGUUCAACAUGCCAGUCGACAUGCUGGACAUCCUGUUGGCCAAGAAAUGCCAGACUUUGGUCAGUGACAUUGACUACAGACAUUACCUGCACCAGUGGACUUGUCUGCCAGACCAGAACGAUGUGAUCCAGGCAAAGAAGGCAUAUGAUUUGCAGAGUGAUCUGUUGUACAAGUCAGAUUUGGAAUGGCUUCGUGGUAUUGGAUGGAGUCCUGUUGAUUCAUUAGACAUACAGAAAGUUAAGAAAGCUGGAGAGAUUCUGAGCGAAAAGAAUUAUCGGCAACCGCCUAGCACACUUAAGUUCUCAAGCAUUCUUGAUUCUCUUGAACUGGAAUUAGCCAAGAACAAUGCUAAAAAUCUCAACAAACGCUUAUACACAGAAGCUUGGGAUAAUGAUAAAACCACGAUUCAUGUCAUGCCAGACACCCCUGAAAUUAAUCUGGCCAAAAGCAACUCAGCCAACAUCAGCCAGAAACUAUACCGUCAAGCAUGGGAGGAUUCCAAGCUAAACGGUUAUGAUUUGCGAGCUGAUGCCAUUCCAAUCAGAGCAGCAAAGGCCUCCAGAGAUAUUGCAAGCAUGUACAAAUACACAGAAGCCUAUCGCCAGCAGCUUGGCCACCACAUUGGAUGCCGUGACAUUCAAGAUGAUCCCAAGAUGGUUUGGUCCAUGCACGUGGCCAAGAUCCAGAGCGACCGGGAAUACAAGAAGGACUUUGAGAAGACAAAAACCAAGUUCAACAUGCCAGUUGACAUGCUGGACAUCCUGUUGGCCAAGAAGUGCCAGACUCUGGUCAGCGACAUUGACUACAGACAUUACCUACAUGAAUGGACCUGUCUGCCAGACCAGAACGAUGUGAUCCAGGCAAGGAAGGCCUACGAUUUACAGAGUGAUUUGCAGUACAAGUCUGAUAUGGAAUGGAUCCGUGGCUGUGGCUGGAUGCCAAAUGAUUGUCUCGAUGUUAAGAAAGUACAAAGGGCUCAGGAGAUUCUCAGUGAGCGUAACUACCGCCAGCCCCCACAUAAGUUCAGCUUCACCAGCAUUGUUGACCAUCCCAGCAUAAUCCAGGCUAAAAUAAACUCUGAUCUACUGAGUGAUCGCCUGUACCAUAGUGCCUGGGAGAAUGACAAACUCAUAAUUCAUCUUCCUAAUGAUACACCUGAGAUGGUGUUGUCUAAACAGAACUCUGCCAACAUCAGUUCGAAACUAUAUAAACUCAGUUGGGAAGAAUCAAAGAAGGAUGGGUAUGAUCUAAGGAGUGAUGCCAUCUCGAUCAAGGCUGCAAAAGCUUCCAGAGAAAUUGCUAGUGAUUACAAAUACAAAGAAGCCUAUCGCCAGCAGCUUGGCCACCACAUUGGAUGCCGUGACGUUCAUGAUGAUCCCAAGAUGGUUUGGUCCAUGCAUGUGGCCAAAAUCCAGAGUGACCUGGAAUACAAGAAGGACUUUGAGAAGACAAAGACUAAGUUCAACAUGCCAGUCGACAUGCUGGACAUCCUGUUGGCCAAGAAAUGCCAGACUUUGGUCAGUGACAUUGACUACAGACAUUACCUGCACCAGUGGACUUGUCUGCCAGACCAGAACGAUGUGAUCCAGGCAAGGAAGGCCUACAAUUUGCAGAGUGAUUUGCAGUACAAAUCUGAUAUGGAAUGGAUCCGUGGCUGUGGCUGGAUGCCAAAUGAAUCUCUUGAUGUUAAGAAAGUGCAAAGGGCUCAGGAGAUUCUGAGUGAACGUCACUACCGUCAGCCUCCAGAUAGGUUCAGUUUCACCAGCAUUGUUGAUGAUCCCAACAUAGUCCAGGCUAAAAUCAACGCAAACCAACUGAGUGCUGGAAAAUACAAAGAAGCCUGGGAAAAAGACAAGACACAGAUUCACGUCCUUCCUGACACACCAGAGAUUUUGUUGGCUAAAUCCAAUGCUGCUAACAUUAGUCAGAAACUUUACAAGGAGGGCUGGGAAGAUGCGAAAAAAAGUGUUGAUUAUCGUGCUGAUGCCAUUGAUAUCGAACAUGCAAAAGCUUCUCGAAACAUUGCAAGCGAUUACCAAUACAAAGAAAUCUAUCGCAAGCAACUUGGUCACCACAUUGGAUACCGUGACAUGUAUGAUGAUCCCAAAAUGGUUUGGUGUAUGCAUGUCGGCAAGAUGCAGAGUGAUAAGGAGUACAGGAAGGAAUUUGAAAAAACUAAAGCCAAUAUUAACGUGCCAGCCGACAUGAUGGACAUUGUAAUGGGCAAGUUAUGUCAGACUCGGGUCAGCGAGAUUGACUACAGGCAUUACCUACAUGAAUGGACCUGCCUGCCAGAUCAGAAUGAUGUCAUCCAGGCAAAGAAAGCAUACAGUUUGCAAAGUGAUGUCAAUUACAAAGCAGAUAUGGAAUGGAUGCGUGGAAUUGGAUGGAUUCCAACAGACUCUGUGGAUGUUAAGAAAGUAAAGCAUGCCCAGGACAUCUUAAGUGAUAGAAAUUACAAGACAAAAGCGGAUACUCUCCAGUUUACACCAGUGACAGAUAGAGUUGAUUACGUUACAGCUAAACAGAGUGGGGACAUUCUGAAUGAUAUCAAGUACCGUGAAGCCUGGCACGCCUGUAAGACCAAGUACACGCUGGUGGAUUCACCAACAAUGGUUGCAGCACGGGAUGCAGCUCGAAACCUUAAUGAAAAAUUGUACAAAGAUGGUUGGGAGAAGCUGAAAGCAACUGGUUACAAAAUGCCAGUUGAUGCUGUGUCAAUCUGCCAUGCCAAAGCAUCACAAGACAAACAGAGUGAGCUUAAGUAUAAAGCUGAUUAUGUCAAGCAACGUGGCCAUCUUAUAGGAUGCCAUGACCUUCAGGAUGACCCCAAAAUGGUUUGGUGUAUGCAUGUGGGCAAGAUGCUGAGUGACAAGGAGUACAGGAAGGAAUUUGAAAAAACUAAGGCAAAUAUAAACGUGCCAGUUGACAUGUUGGACAUCGUGAUGUCUAAGAUAUGUCAAGGACGGGUCAGUGAGAUUGACUACAGACAUUACCUACAUGAAUGGACCUGUCUGCCAGACCAGAACGAUGUGAUCCAAGCAAAGAAGGCUUAUGAUUUGCAGAGUGAUUUUCUGUACAAGUCAGACCUUGAAUGGAUACGUGGUUGUGGUUGGAUUCCCUUGGAUUCAGUUGAACAUAAAAAGGUGAAAAAUGCACAGGCGAUGUUAAAUGAAAAAGCAUAUAAAGAAAAUGCUGUUGCUAAUUUUGCCAAGUUUACACCAAUUACUGACCCGCCAGAGGUGGUACAGGCCAAGAUAAAUACAAACAACUUGAGUGAUUUGAAGUACAAAGAGACAUUUAACCUGGAAAAGGGCAAGUAUAUUGGUGCCGCUGACUAUCCCCAUUUGGCUCAUUCAAGGGAAAUGGCAAAGCAUGUUAGUCAGAACGUUUAUAAAAAUGACUGGGAUAGCCAUAAAGCCUUAGGAUACACCUUGCCUCCGGACUAUCUGCCGCUGGUUGUUGCUAAGCAUGCUGAUAACGUAAGCAGCAAUUUGAAGUACAAGGAACUGUAUGAAAAACUCAGGGGACAUUAUUUGGCUGGAGGAGAUAUUAAGGACUUCCCUGGUAUAAUCCAUGCCAUGGCCAUGGAUAAAUUGAGGAACAUGCUGGAUUAUAAGAGGAGUUAUGAAGCUACUAAGGCUACAGUUCACAUCCCCAAUGACAUGAUUAGCAACAUUGUGGCAAAGAGAUGCCAACAUAUUCUCAGCGACCUUGAAUACCGCACCUAUCUUCAUCAUUGGACCUGCCUGCCUGACGAGCAUGAUGUAAUUCAUGCUAAGAAAGCACAAGAGAUCUUAAGCGAUUUUGUGUACAAAGAUGACCUGAACUGGCUGAAGGGCAUGGGCUGUUAUGCCUGGGACACUCCAGAAAUUCUACUAGCCAAACAUUCCUAUGACCUACAGAGUGAAAUCAAAUACAGAACUGAUGGAAAGAAAAAUUUUGAGAACUAUACUGUGAUCACAGAUACACCAGUCUAUGUGACAGCUGUUCAGAGUGGCCUUCAGUUAAGUGAUGUUAGAUACAAAGAGAACUAUGAGAAAAACAAGGACAAAUACACAACUGUUUUAAACACAGUGGAUUACAACAGGACCAAUGACCUCAAAACUAUGUUUAGCAGUAAUGCUUACAAACUGGCCUGGGAUAAGGUGAAAGCAACAAGUUAUACAAUGCCAGGAGAUGCGUUUUCGAUAGCUCUGGCCAAGAAUCAGAAAGACAUUCUUAGUCCAAUAAAGUAUCGUGAAGAGUAUGAGAAGUUCAAGGCUCUCUACACAUUGCCACGUUCUGUGGAGGAUGACCCACAUACCAUGCAAUGUCUAAAAGCUGGCAAGUUGAACCUUGAUCGUCUGUACAGAAAAAAUUACGAAAAUAACAAAAUGAAGGUGCACAUCAUGCCUGACAUGCUGGAAGUGGUUACUGCCAAAGACACCCAAGCCAAAGUCAGCUAUAUUGACUAUCGCAAGUAUCUCCACGAAUGGACAUGCUUGCCAGAUCUGCAGAUUAAUAUACAUGCCAAGAAGGUCUGCGAGCAACUGAGUGACGUUCUGUACAAAGAUGAUCUCAACUGGCUUAAAGGAAUUGGUUGCAAUGUCUGGGACACUCCUCAGAUACUUCAUGCUAAGAAAUCCUAUGAUCUCCAAAGUGCUAUUCAAUACAAGGCGAAGGCUGAGGCAUCAAGGGACCAGUUCACGCCAGUCAUGGAUACUCCCACUUACCGGCAGUCUGUCACCAACGCUAAACAGUUGAGUGAUUUUGUGUAUCACAAUGCUUAUGUGACAAAUAUUAGAGGUACAGUUGCUCCAACCACAAAGACUGUGGAUCUGGAUAGAGCUAGGCAUGCCUAUAAGUUACAGAGUGAGAAUCUUUAUCGUGAUACAGGCCGAAGCCUUCUCCCCACUGGAUAUACCAUUCCAGCAGAUAUCCCAUUCUUAAAGCAUGCCAGAAAUGUUGACCAUAACCGCAGCGAUCUGAAGUAUAAGGAAGCUUAUGAACAUAUGAAAGCAAGAGGCUACAAAUUGAUCCCAGAAACCAUUAGCAUUACUGCAGCCAAGAAAGCAGAUCUUAUUUUGAACCAGCGUCUAUAUCGGUUACUUUAUGACACUAACAAAGACAAGAUUCACCCAACGCUUGACACUCCAGAAAUUCGUCAAGUCAAAGCUACACAGGAGGCGAUCAGUGAUCUGAUAUAUAAGUCGGACUACUUCCGGUUGAAAGGUCAGAAGAUUUCCCUUCCCAUCACUCCUGAGCUGCUCCAUCACCGAUAUGUUGGUGUUAUCACUAGCGAUAAUAAGUACAAGGAAGAGCUUCAGUGGCUGAGGGGCAUUGGAUGCUUCCUGUAUGGAACUCCUGAAAUGAUACGAGUGCGUGACUUCCACAAAUUCUGGACUGGCUAUGACAAAGCUGCCAAAAAAUUACGUGACAAGCAUACUUCAGUUCUUGAUACUCCUGAAUACAGACGUGUGACGGAACUGAAAACUCACUUGAGCAAUCUGGUAUACCGUGCUCAGGGAAAUAAAGCAAAGACGAAGUACACAACAAGGCUUGAUACUGUGGAUCUAAACCGAGCCAAACACGGUCAGAAGAUACAGAGUCAGUACCUGUAUGUUGAAUUAGCUAGAAAAGAUAGACCGCAUUACAUUCCUCAUGAGCAUACUACAUCCCUGGAUCACGCCAAGCAUGUCAAAGAUUUUGCCAGUGAGAAAAAAUACAAGGCACAAUAUGAGAAGUUCAAGAGUAAAUACACUACAAUACCAGAUACUCCAACAUUGUUGAUUUCUAAGAAAGCGUACAUAAUUGCCAGUGAUUUACGAUAUAAGGAAGCCUUUGAACAUGCAAAAGGUCAUUACCGUACAGUGAAAGAUGCCCUGAACAUUGUCUACCAUCGCAAAGUCACAGAUGAUAUCAGUGAGGUCAAAUACAAGGAGAAGUACAUCCAACAGUUGGGUGUGUGGAGAUCAAUCCCUGACCCACCUGAGCACAUGCACCACCGUAUGGUAACUGAUGCCAUCAGCACUGUUAAAUACAAAGAAGACUUGGGAUGGCUGAGAGGAAUUGGUUGCUAUGCAUGGGACACACCUGACUUGACAUUGGCUGGAAAGAACAAGGAACUCUACAGCCAGUACAAGUACCGAGAAUCAGUUGCAAAACUAAGAAACAACUUCAAGUACACGGCCGAUACUCCACACAUCCGGCAUGCUAGGGCGGCAACAGCAAUUUUAGAUGAGCAAUCAUAUAAGUCUGAAGCCAAAUUCAAAUUAAGGCGAGGAUGCAAUGAACUUCUACGGCCUGAUAUGCUGACUGCCAUAUACAACUCAAUCUUAGGGAGCCAGUGGAUUUAUCGGAAGGACUACGAAAAGGUGAAAGACAAAUACACUUCAAUUUUUGAGACCCCUGACAAUCUCCGAACUAAAAAAGUGACGAAGCUCAUCAGUGAUAUUAAAUAUAAACUGGAGCAUAACCGGGACAAAGCUAAGGGCUACACUACUAUCCAUGACACGCCAAUGCUGCUACACAUGCGAAGUGUGAAAGACAAAAUUAGUGAUUUGAAAUACAAGGAGAAUUAUGAACGCAACAAAUCUGAUUGCAACAUUCACGGUGAUGCAUUUUCGAUCAGGGCUGCCAAGAGUGCGUACAAGAACACAACCAACCUUGAUUACAAGAAGAAGUAUGAGGCCACCAAAGCCAAAUGGAUGUGGACUGUUGACAGACCUGACUUUGUGCAGGCUCACAAGGCCUCACAGCAGCAGAGUGAGGUGGAUUACAAGUUGGACAGAGAAUAUUUGAAAGGUUGCAAGAUCUCAGUGCCUGUCUAUGGAGAUAAGAACAUGAUACUAGCUGUAGAAAAUACAGAAUUGGCUAGUGGGAUAAAAUACCAGCUGAAGCACAAGAAAGAAAAAGGCAUUUUCCAAGCAGUUCCAGACACACCACAGAUGCUCCAUGCCAAAUCUGUUGCUCGCCUAAUGUCUGAGAAAAAAUACAAAGAAGCUGUGAAGAAGGAACUUCCCAAUGCUGCUUACAUGAAGUUGCCUGAGACCCGUGGGACUUCACACGUUAGAGAGGUGUCUAAGUUACUGAGUGGGAAACUGUACAAGAAGCAGUUUGAGAAAGAUAAAGGCAAGUCCUCAUAUUCCAUUAUGAUGGAGCCUCCAGAAGUAAAACAUGCAAUGAAUGUGGCCAAAUGUCAGAGUAACAUCGAUUACAAGAAAGAUGCUAAAUCCAAACUAGCUUACACAUCUGUGGCAGAUCGACCAGAUAUUCUUAAAGCCACUGAAGCUGCCAAGUUAAUAAGUGAUAUUGGAUACAGGACAAAAGCACGUGAGGAGGCUAGUCGUGGUAUAAUCAGCCUUGGACGCCCAGACAUUGAACUUGCCAAAGAGGUUUCCAAACUCACCAGCCAGGUGGAAUAUACCAAACAGAAACUCAGAGGUCAUGGAGCUGCUUCAUAUGACACUCCCACGAUGAGGCUUGCAAAGAAAGCAAACAUCCUCUCAAGCAACCUUAAGUACAAAGAGAAGUUUGAGAAAGAGUUUAAAGGACAGAGGCCGAAGUUUGAUUUGAAGGAAAGCUCAGGAUACAAGUCAAUGAAAGAUGCAAAUAUUUUUGCUAGUGAAGUUAUAUACAAACAGGACCUGAAGAAGAUGCACAAACCUGUAACAGAUAUGUCUGAAUCCUUACAAAUGCAGCAUAAUCUUUCCACUAGCAAGCUAUCGAGUCAAUACCAGUACAAGAAGGAGUUUGAGAAGAGUAAAGGUCACUACCAUUUGGUAUCCGAUUCACCUGAACAAAUUCAUCUAAAGGAAGCAACUGAGUUACAGAGCCAAAUAAAAUACAAGGAACUGUAUGAGAAAGAAAGAGGCAAGGCAAUGCUGGACUUUGAAACACCUGUUUACGUUACUGCUUUGGAAACCCAGCAUAUGCAGAGUGAGAAAGAAUAUAAGAAGGAUUUGGAAGAGCACAUAAAAGGCAGGAAUCUUUCUGGUUUGGAGAUUACGCCCGCAAUGUUGCAUGUCAAAUAUGCAACUAAAAUAGGCUGUGAGAAAGAGUACAGGAAGGAUCUCGAGGAAGGUGUGAAGGGUAAGGGCUUAACGGUGGUUGAGGAGACUCCUGAGAUGAUGCGAGCAAGGAAUGCCACGUACAUUCUCAAUGAGAAAGAGUACAAGAGAUCAUUGGACGAAGAAAUCAAGGGUAAAGGGCUCGUGGCACUUGCUAAUGAAACACCAGACUUUGCCAGAGCCAAGAAUGCUACAGAAAUUUUAAGCCAGGUAAAAUACAAGCAGUUGGCUGAAAUGGACAGGCCAAAUUACACGACAGUUGUAGAUACACCUGAUAUAAUUCACGCUCAUAAUGUGAAGUAUUUGAGCAGCCAGAACCAAUAUAAGGCAGAUGCUGUGAAGACCAUGUCUCAAUACGUCUCAGUAACGGAUACACCUGAGAUGCACAGAGUCCGUGAAAACCAGAAGAACAUCAGUACGCUUCAGUACACUUCAGAACUUAAACACAUUAAAGGAAAGGUUACCACAGUAAAAGACACACCUGAAAUCCUGCGAGCUAAGGAAAACCAAAAGAAUUUCAGCUUGAUCGCAUAUAAAGAAGAGGUUGGUACAGGGACAUCAAUUAAAGAAACACCAGAGAUGGAGAGAAUCAAAAGAACACAGGAGGCCAUUAGUUCGAUCAAAUACAAGGAAAAUGUUGGUCAAGGAACAGCAAUCUCUGACCUGCCUGAGGUGAAGCGUGUGAAGGAAACACAGAAGAACAUCAGCUCGAUCAAAUAUAAGGAAAGUGUUGGUCAAGGAACUGCAAUCUCUGACCCACCCGAGGUCCAGCGUGUAAAAGAGACGCAGAAGAACAUCAGCUCGAUCAAAUACAAGGAAAUUAUUGGUCAAGGAACUGCAAUCUCCGACCUGCCUGAGGUGCAGCGUGUGAAAGAGACACAGAAGAACAUCAGCUCGAUCAAAUACAAGGAAAAUAUUGGUCAAGGAACAGCAAUCUCUGACCUGCCUGAGGUGCAGCGUGUGAAGGAAACACAGAAGAACAUCAGUUUGAUCAAAUACAAGGAAAAUGUUGGUCAAGGAACUGCAAUCUCUGACUUGCCUGAGGUGCAGCGUGUGAAGGAGACACAGAAGAACAUUAGCUCGAUCAAAUACAAAGAAAAUGUUGGCCAAGGAACUGCAAUCUCUGAGCUGCCUGAGGUGCAGCGUGUGAAGGAGACACAGAAAAACAUCAGCUCGAUCAAAUACAAGGAAAAUGUUGGUCAAGGGACAGCAAUCUCUGAUCUGCCUGAGGUGCAGCGUGUGAAGGAGACACAGAAGAACAUCAGCUCGGUAGCUGUUGAUAUGAUCUCCCUUUUAAUCCAUCUUCCACCCAUUGCUUUUCCUCUUACCAUUUGAAAAAACUUUUUUGAACGUUUUGAUGGAAUUUUUUUCAAUGUUCCUUUCAGUUUUAAAACUUAUAUAUUUUCGAAAUUGAAAAAUAAAUAACGCAUUUUUGUCAGAUUUUAAGUUGCAGAUUGUAUUCAGAAAGUACACCAAAAAUAACAUAACAAACCUAUGAUUAGAAUGUGAAAGUAGCAGCUAAAGUGUAAAUUAUGCAGCUCUGAAAGAAACAGUAGGAAAACAAGUAAAUCAUUCCAUUUUGAUGGGAUUGAAUCUGAAGCUCAAAGUUUUCAUUUAAUCCUUUUUUACUGCUGAAUCACAAUUUUAACAUUUAAGAUUUUUGAAUACAGAUUAAUUUUGGCCCAAACAAAUCAUAUUUUCAUUAGCAAAAGCUACAAUUCCCCUUCUGGCCUAGAGAGUGCAAAUUGAUGGAACACAUAUUUUAUUCCCUUCUUUCUGCUGUCCUCCUUUGCUGAAUUUGGAGACUGACAUUGUGGUAUGGAUUCAUGCUUCUGUGCCAGUUCAUCACAGUAGUUUAUCAAGUAGCUUUCCUUAAUAAGAAGACCAUUCAAUAGUGUGAAUAUCACUAUGAAUCUUCAUUCCAACUUUGUGGAAGUAGAAAUUGCUGGAUUAACUCCAUCAUUGGUAAUGCUGAUGUAGAUUUUCUCCUGUAGCCUCCGGGAUGCUAAGACCCUC
Molecule: messenger RNA, 20375 nt
Organism: Chiloscyllium plagiosum (whitespotted bambooshark)
Lineage: Eukaryota; Metazoa; Chordata; Chondrichthyes; Orectolobiformes; Hemiscylliidae
Source: RefSeq, a predicted model, not a curated record